CUUACUUCUUCAGUUCUCCAAUUUAUUCUUCGGUUCCCUGUAGGUCUCUACUUCUUCCUUCUUCGCUUGUUCUUAUUUUUCCAGUUCUUCGCUAUGUUGAAUUCUGAAAUAGAAGACCAAGUUUUCAACUUGUUCGAGGAUUUCAUGGCCAGGGUGGCCAAGUUUGAUGAUUUAGUGAAUCUGGGAAGCAUUUUACUCACUGGCUUUCAGCAGGGGCUGGAGUUUAUGAGGCGGGCUCCGGUAGAGAAGACAUCUGAGUUGGUUAAAAACAUAAUCCGAGCUAAUGAAACACAGAGAGUUAAGUCAUAUAUUGAAGCUGGAUGCAUCAACAGUGACGAUGGCAUGCAAAAUAUGAACAAGUGUAGGUGCAAUUGCUUUCUGUCUUUGGAUUCUUGGUUAGAUGAUUUAGGCCCUCUCAGGCCCAUAUCACCCUUAUUAUCCACUAAGUUGUAUGAUUUUAGAAAUUUAUACCGAGUUCUAUUUUAAAGCUGUGAUCUUUAUAAAAUUUACUUGAAAUAAUUGGAAUGAGUUAUAAUCUUUUCUUUCUCUUCAUUUGAUAGUUUUUUGGCCAUCUGUUACAGGUCACCGUUUGUACUUUUGCUCCCUUUUCCAACUGUAGUGUCAUUCUGUAAUGAUUUCUUUUGGGGCACUUGUUUCCUAUAGCUGUCUGAUAUUUGUAUUGUUCGUAAUAUUGGGUAUAUCUGAUGAUUGCCUUGUUUUUGUUGCUCUUGGGACUGAAUUUGCACGUA
Molecule: messenger RNA, 749 nt
Organism: Prunus avium (sweet cherry)
Lineage: Eukaryota; Viridiplantae; Streptophyta; Magnoliopsida; Rosales; Rosaceae
Source: RefSeq, a predicted model, not a curated record